CAGUUGCUCUUAUGCUCGCCAGCAACGAACAGCAACCGCGUCGCGCUGUCCGACUCGACAUUGACCGUGCGUGCGCAACGAGUUGCGGAUUGUGACUCUGAGAAUUGCAAAUUUCAGUGUGGGGGAGAUCGUGAUUUGUGAAAGAGAGUGCGUUCGCUCGAGUCGUCGCGAAUGACGAAAGGAUCGAAUUGCAAAUCGAUUACGCGGGCGGUUGCAUUUGAAUUUGGACGCGGACACACGACUGGCUGCAGUGCUGAAAUCUACGCUCGAUCGUAGCCAAAUAAAAUGAACUUUGCGACGUGGUGUCGUGCAAUUUGACGAUUAUCGUUCGUUUUGCUUCUUAUCGCCCGCUUUGCUAUUCAAAAAAUCAACUACGAAGGAAGACCGAUCAGGCACGUAUCAGCGCCUUCUAUGCAACUGGAUAAACCUUACGCCGUCCGUCACUGCCUCCCAUCGAGAAAAACAAAGUGAUUAUUCGUUUAUCGGAAGUUUUAUCGCUCGAUUGUGAGAAAAAUCGCGAAAUUGAGCAGACUCGUUGCGAGAGCGUGCAAAAGAAGAGCGCCGUCGCGGGAUAAACAUUCGCCGACGAGAUUGCGCUCGGGAAGCGCAGUGAGAAAAAUUAUUCUCGACAGCGGGAAAAAUCAUUCGCGAUAGCACAUCAUUUUUACAUGCGCGUCACGCGUCAGUCUCUCGUUGGAAUGCGUAGGAUUCCUGACAGUCGGAACGACCUGACGGCGGUGUCACGUGACAACAAGCUCUAACCGGGGCUCAGUGGAUUUUGCGACGGGACCGCCGCUCCUCUCCUCUCCGAACGGAAGUGUCCAAUCUGGGUCUGUUGCACUUGUUGAUGCGGCUGUCGAGCGCGCCACAUUUGCGUUUCGAAGUAUCGGCCAAGGGCGAUGAGGAAGCAUCGGUUCGUUUAGCGCACACGAAUCACUCACGGAAGGUCAAGAGGAACGUCGAGGAGCAAUGAUUAGCGCUGCUCGAGGUCGAAUUGCCGGCCGAGGUUCGCGCGGAAGUUGACUCUUGCGGAUCGGCCGUAGGGAUCCACGGAGAGAACCUAUUAUGUUAGGGGCAGGAUUUUUAUACGCCUUGCUGAAGGUGUUGGUGCUAGCGGGGGUGGUCGUCGCGUUCCUGCCAGACGAUGACGAGAACGUCGUUCUGGCCAGUCUCCAGGAAGAAUGCGCUUCCAAAUGCCCGGACCUGGAUCUCACGCAGAAUCGAACGGACGACGCGAGCUCGGAGGUAGGAUGUGGAGUAAGGUGCAAGAUCGAUCAGUGUACAAAAGGCUGCGAAGCGUGGCAACAGGCGCUCGACACAAGCUGCCAAGCUGUUUGCAAUGGAACACAGGAAUUGCUACCGCCAAAGGAAUUGUACUGCGUUUUGGGCUGUCACGAUGCGUUAAAUCGUUACUUCCAGCAGCUUAAAGCGGAAAUUGGGACUCCACCGGCACCGGCAUUGGUCGCGGAUUCACUCACGGCGACAUCGCUCAGUCUCGAAUGGAAAGGCGUAGAUAUAAAGAGACGCGUCGAAGGUAUUUCAUACUUAGUACAAUGGAGAUACGAAGAGCUAGCCGAGACGUGGCAGUAUUGCAGGAACCAAACGUGGGGUGAAGGUGAUCAGAUACUGGUCGAGAACUUGCAACCGUAUACUAAUUACAGGUUUCGCGUAGCGAUGCUCCUGAAGUCGUCGCAGCACAAUCCGGAACCGAUCGUCUCAGCGCCGAGCGUGGUAAUAUUAACGCGCGCGGAAGGUCUACCGACAUCAGCACCGGUAAUUGUAAGAGCUGCUGCAGUAGACAGCUACCGCGUCUCUGUGUCUUGGGAACCGGGCCCUUUCCCGAACGGGCCACUUUUGUCGUAUGUCCUACGUCUGCAAAGGGCUAACCACACUCAGAUUAAGGAUAUUCCAGCGUCUGAAAACACAACGCGUGAUCACUACAUGUUUCGAAAUUUAAAAUCUAACCAGAAUUAUACCGUCAGCGUGACCAUGAGAAAUGGAGUCGGCGAGGGCCCACCCGCGAUUAUUUGUAUAUCUACCACGCCGGAGCCUGCUGUCAAGGACACGCAAGAACCGAUUCUCAUCCUUGGUAGCAAGCACGAGGUCAUGAAGCAGAAGACGAACAUGUUAGAUGAGCCCAAGUCUAUUUAUGAGAACAAUAACACUGAGAUUCGCGGUGUCGCGAUACACGUGGCAUCUUCUCAAUUAUUUGUAUCUACUUCAGCCGGUUACGUAUAUCGAACUUCGAUCACCGAGAAAUCCAAACCCGAGAUCAUUUUAAGUCCCGAUCAAGUGAACUUUGAACCCUUGAGUCUUUCUGUUGACUGGCUGAAUCGUCACCUGUACGUUUUGGGAGAGGUGAAACAUACCAAGACGAUAUGGCAAAUAGCCAGGUGUAAUCUAGACGGCAGAGGAUUGACAGUGGCUGUAGCUGGAUUUUUGAACAAACCUUCGCACAUUGAGGUUGAUCCUUACAAUGGAUAUCUUUUCUGGAUCAUAAAAGGGAAAAUGCACAGAUUAGAUUUGGCGGAUAUCAGUAACGGUGUGAAACACGAGGUUAAACCAUCCUUCAUUUACGGCGAUUCGAAUAUGAGUGCAUUCACCGUGGAUCACAUGAGUUUCCGGCUACUCGUGCCAAAUCAUACCCUCAAUACCGUAAUGUCUAUGUCACUGGAUGGUCGCGAAAGUGCUAAUAUUCGCGCUAAUACGCAAAAACCGCAAUUUAAACAUGUUGUUUCCUUAGCUAUGGCGAAUAAAUUGUUUUACUGGACUAACGGUCAAGAAGUUUUUAACGAAGGAUACCAUUCCGGUCACAAUUUAUACUUUCACAACGUGUAUCCAGUCAGGUCAGACACCUUCAUCAGCGUAAACGUAUUGAUGAAUGCGAGCCAGCCAGUUCCUAUUCCUGUGAAUCCUCCCACGGGAGUGCAGGCCGUUCUAGGAGCGGAAAGGGCUAAGGUUUCUUGGCAAGCUCCUCAUUUGUUAGGCGGUCAAGGGAAAGGCGCUUGGCAGAAUUGGUCCUACGAGCUUGAGAUUAGAGAAGAAAUAUCCAACUAUUCGUCUAGUCAAGCUAUACAUCAUAGAAACAUUGUCGGAUCGUCUCACACUGUCUCUAAUUUGCGAGAAAGUUCGCAAUAUUAUAUCAGAGUGGCGGCCUAUACGAGCGCCGGUAGAGGGCCAUGGUCCACGGAAUUCAGAGGACGAACUCUGAGGAAUGGCUCGCGCACGACUAUCUUAUGGUCAUCGAAUGAAGGGCUCUUGAAAAGCGACGUAACUGGUGAGAAUAUAGACACGCUUAUUUAUAAAGCGAGCCUGAAGGAAGCCGGGAGUGAAUUUCAUAUUGUCGACGUUAGUUGGUACAAGGAUGUGUUAUACAUAGUAGGAAAUAAUUCCGCGCUAUAUCGUUAUAACAUCAGUAAUCAUCAGAAAACAAAGCUCAAUAUACAUUCGGUGGGGAGCGUUGCUGUGGAUUGGAUCUCGAAGAAGCUGUAUUGGGCGAACCCAAAACAACAAAUUAUAACGAGAGCGAAUUUGAACGGGUCCGAGCAAGAGCCGAUGUCAAUUCUGGCGAUUGUAAAAGAGCUCACGAUCGAUUCACUGGAGGCGUAUCUGUAUUGGUCAACCGGGCAUGCUGUAGAAGUUGCGCGACUAAAUGGACAGGAUAGGAGAUACUAUCACUCGGACGAAAUUUUUAACGGCAAACAAGUGAUGGGAUUAACGCUUGACACCGAAAAUAGAUAUGUUUAUUGGAUUGUUCGUAGCUACGUAAGCGGGUCUAUCGUCUAUCGAGCACCCACUUCCGAAAAAAUUCCAAUGAAUCAAAAGAUCGUCCCGGAAAAGGUGUCCGCUUUACAUGUUCCAAACCUGCAAGGACCUCUGUGCUAUUUCUCCGAACAUUUGCUGUGGCUACAGGACGAUGUGAACGCAGUGAUUGGUGAUCUGUCGGGUCAGAAUACUGCCGUGAUUAACGGUAUCACUUUGUCCGGUUUGCACAUGGUAGCUGUCAUGGAUCCCGCUUUUCACCGAUACCCCAAAAAUUUGACAUCGGAGAAUAUCGUGGUGUCGCCGAAUGCUGUCGAUUUUGAUAGUAUAAGAGUAGAAGGGACCUGGAGAAACUUUAACAUAUCCUGGGAUCCCGUGAAGAACAUCAAUUACGGCACAGUCUUUUACGAAGUAAAGUUUGUGGAUUACAUCAAUACAAAUUCAAACUCGGAAAUCACGAUCGAAACGACGAUGCCUUACAACAAUUCGGACCGGAUCUUGCCUUAUUCCGUAUUGGAAGUCACUGUAAAGGCAUUUACUUACUGGGAAACUGCUCAUCGUUCCCGGAAAAUCUUAAGAUCUCCUCAAAGUUUGCCGACUCAGCCAAUGUAUCCCAGGGCAUACGUGGAAUUUUACAAAAAAGUUCUAAGCGAAAACGUAGACAUUUUUGUGACAUUUAGAUGGAAUGAACCAGAAUUUACAAACGGACUGAUAUUGGGAUAUACGGUUCAGUGGAAUAAGGUCAACAAGAAUCAGGAGAUCGAAACUUUUCACAAUCAUAGCGUGCCAGCUACAAUAUUGGAGUUUACAGUGUAUAGGAUGUUGCCCAAUACGACGUACUAUUUCCAAGUACAAGCGCACACCGAGAUCGGUGCCGGUUCUUAUACGGACUUUAUUAGUAUAUCGACCGCGUACGAAAAUCCAGUACCUCAAGUCUUGGUCGCCACAAUGGAUGCCGUUAAGCUUGCGGAUUUGGAUCAAAAGAUUAACUACACGAUUACCCGACAUAUCGCGAUCGAGGUCAGUUAUUUGGAAAACAAAAUCUACUGGAUUAACGACAUGCAGGAAUUAGUAACGUCGGAGAUGAACGGAGCUAACGCUACGAAGAUACUCGAGCUAAACAAUACUGCGCGGAGCCUUUGUGUCGACUGGGUUGCGAGAAAUUUAUACUGGUCUGAGUCCAAAGGAAGCGGCGGCUAUAUCAUGAAGCUAGAUUUGACAAUGUGGCAAGUUGGUAUAGUCAAGUACGAGAAUAUUGUAAACAGAGGGAAAAAUAUUUUAAAUUUAGACGUACUGCCGUCUCGAGGAUUAUUGUAUUGGAUCGAGUCGACGACAAAUAAUCGAGGUACAAUAAUGCAAUCGGACCUUGAUGGAAAUAACGUAGUGCCCUUCUUCAGGAACAGAGAAAGUAACUCCUCCAAAGUGUGCACCUGCUCAUACAGCCUAUCGGUAAAACCUGUAAUGUCUAUUGACAAAACCAACAUCCAGGAGCCGGUGAUGUAUUGGAUGUCGUUGGAGGGAUACUUAAAUGUGGCCGACAUUUACGGUUGCAUGUGCAAGACAGUAUUAAAUGCGAGUUCUAGCAAAGGAACAUCUCUUACGGUGGACAAGAUGAACGUUUAUUGGUCCGACGCACAGAAUGAUCAAAUCUACUUUUCCAGAAAAGGAUAUUUUUUAUCCGUGAGCAAAGGAAACGCAUCUGAACCGGAAGUGAAGAGUUUCUAUUUGUCUAGUAUGCGUAGCAUUAAAGCCUUUGGUAAAUCGUUACAACCAUAUCCUAUCGCGAACUGUCUGAUACCGUGCCGAGUGAUCUAUAAAGUUGAGAGGCUGACAGAAACUGGAAACAGUAUCACCGUGAAGCUUCCGGAACCAAUUCCUAAUCACGGCUGCGAGAGAUACAGUCUGCCCACCACAUUGUACACCAUUUGCGUGUCUGAGUAUUUGGAUAACGAUUCUGAUGAGUGUAAGAGUCACGAAAGGAUGGACAAAGUACAAACAUAUGAGCAACGAGAUCCGAAAUAUGAGAUUCGGAACUUGAAGCCGUUUACCGAGUACAGAUUAAAGUUGGCUCUGAGCAAUUACUACACCGAAUUGACAUCGACGAGUCUGAAUUUCGACUUGGGAGUGGUGCUCAGGACUGGACCAGGAAAUCCCAGUGUACCGGAAAACGUCACUGUCGAAGCGUUGACGCCGACCUUGGCGGCAGUAUAUUGGAUGCCACCUAAGAUAUUGAAUUCCGCAGCGGUGAAUUAUGAGGUUCAUUGGAAAUCGUCUGACUUGAACGGCACGCGACAAAAGAGCGAAGAAUUGUUUAAGGAGCCGGAGCGUACCGCAGACGGUAGGUUUUACACAAUGCUGGAGUCGUUGCUGCCUGGACAAGAGUAUGCGGUGUAUGUGCGCGUAUAUUCCGUUCACUCCAACGAGUUUUACAACCGGAGUGACAUGAAAAACGUGCAGAUGUACCCGGAGCCUAACAAUCUCACGCUUAGCGGAGCCGGCGUCAAUAGCCUGAACGUCUCUUGGAUUCCGAAUGUCAAUCUGACGAUCGGUUAUGUGUUGGAGUACAGAGACAUUGGGUCGGAAAACUGGCAAACCGCGAAUAACGCCGAGGUGGAGAAGGACAUAGUGACGUAUCAUAUAGAAGAUAUGCAGCCGCGUACUACGUACAAAUUUCGCUUGAUAUUAAAGUAUCCAGCGUAUAAGAAGGACGUUGUAUGGCCGUCCGACGGAGGAUUUACGUUUGAAACUAUUGGUGAUGUUCCGAGUGCUCCUGGAAUACCUACGUUAACGAGGCUUCGUAAUUCUGUAUACCAAUUAAAUUGGGAACCCGCGCAAGCUCAUGGCUCGCCGGUUACUUUAUACAUAGUGGAAGGUUUGAUCAUUGACGAUAAUUACAAGCAAGACAAUAAAGCCGAAAUAAACGAAAGCUGGACUUUAUAUCACAAUGGCACGGAUAGUUAUUGGAUAAUUACCGGGAAUAUGGAUCACAAAUAUCGAUUUCGCGUGCAAGCUAAAAAUGCUUACGGAUUCGGUGAUUGGAGUAGACCGAGCGCAGUCGUGGACUUGACAGAAUCUAUUGGAGGAAUUUUAGCUGCGCAGCAACAUUUAGGAUUGGUGUUGGGUCUCAGUGUGGUUGUCAUUACUUUAAUGCUGCUGUGCCUCUGCUACUUCAUCUGCCCAGUGUAUAGACAACGCAAAGAAGACAAAAAAGCAGUUCUACCUCCGAUAGUGUCCGAUGUCGAGUUAGCGACUCUUCGUGAGAUACCUCGCGGUAAUUUCGUCCAAUCCAACGCUCUCUACGCUUCUACACUGCAGAACGAUCCAGAUGAUUCCGUGCUGCCGAAAAUCAGACGGGAGCAAAUUACACUGGCAAAGUUCUUGGGGAGUGGCGCGUUCGGAAAGGUAUACCAGGGAAAAGCGAAGGAUUUGGAAGGAUCGGGCAUAACGCCCGUCGCCAUUAAGACAUUACGAGAGGGUGCCUCGUCGCAAGAGAAAACGGAAUUUUUACAAGAGGCCAAAUUAAUGAGCCACUUUAGACACAAGCACGUGCUAAGGCUGCUGGGAGUUUGCUUGGACACGGAUCCGCCGUUGCUCGUGUUGGAAUUGAUGGAGGCUGGUGAUUUGUUAAGCUAUCUGAGAGACAGUCGGUCCUUGCAAUCCACAGACACGCAUGCUCUACGUCUACAAGACUUGCUCGCCAUGUGCGAGGAUGUCGCACGGGGCUGUCGUUAUUUGGAGGAGCUGCAUUUUGUGCACAGAGACCUCGCGUGUCGAAAUUGCUUGGUGUCCGCGAGGGAUCGUGAGAGUCGUGUCGUGAAAAUCGGCGACUUUGGACUAGCUAGAGAUAUUUACAAGAACGAUUAUUAUCGCAAGGAAGGAGAAGGCUUGCUUCCUGUUCGCUGGAUGCCCCCGGAAUCCCUGGUGGACGGAGUGUUCACCUCGCAGAGCGACGUCUGGGCGUUCGGAGUGUUAAUGUGGGAGAUCACGACGUUGGGUCAGCAACCAUAUCCUGCCAUGACUAACUUUGAAGUGUUGCAUCACGUGAGUGCGGGCAACAGAUUACCAAGACCCCUCAACUGUCCACCGGCGUUGCAUCAACUGAUGUUACGUUGCUGGAGUGUAGCGGACGCCAGGCCGAGUUUUAAAGUUUGUCUCGAUAAUAUCGUCACUCUGAGGAGCGAUACGGAAGAUGCGAUACUGAGCCCGGUACACGCUGGGCAUAUGGCACGCAGAGGCGUGUCUAACAUGGCUUACUUUGCUGACGAGAAUCAGAAUCAUAACAAUUCAGGAAACUCCUGGAAAUCUAGCAGUUCCGAGGGAAGCAGAGACAUGCAGCCCUUCCUUCAAAAUUCAAACAACGCCACGCUGGCUCCGCACUCCGGUGAUAUCCCUAAGUACUUGGAAGUGUUGGCGGACAAUGAAGAUAUUAUUCUGAGGAAAAACCCUACGUCUGGUUACGAAGUGCCCCGCUCGAUCCAUAUUUCGGAUCAGAACUUGGCGAAUAUGAGCAAAAACAACUGCGCGAAUCAGGAUCGCAAAUGUAGCUUGCCUUCGGAGAUCUCGCGAGACCGUAAGCAACGCUCGAUAGAAGAACGAAAACAGUCAGAUGGAACGUUGUACGACAAGAGAUCGUCAGUCGCGAGUCUAAACUCGCCCGAUCGAAGGGGAAUGCCGGCUCUGUCGGAUAAGUUCAACACGUUGGAUAGUUCCAGAUUGGCAAACUACCUAGUAAAGACGACACUUAAGAGGGACUCUUUCUCGUCAUUGAACGAGCAACGAAAAUACAUAUCUAGCUUGAGCGAGCGAAGAGACUCUGAGGCAAGUCUCGAGGGCAGGAGCUGCAGCUCGCUUAGUCUAGCGCCCUCCACUCGUCCUAGUUCGUCCUUGAUUAAUUCACAGACGACGGUCCUUCCUACGAAGAAUAACGUUCCGAAUGCCACCGUAAACGGAGAAGUGCUCUCGAACGAGAGCGCGGUGAUAAAGAAUACAUUGCCGAAUAUCCAAAGGACUCAUUCGAACUUGCAAAAUAGUAAGGCGAACAUACCCCUCGUGAUAAAUAGCGCGUUGUUGAAUCUACUGAGGCAGAAACCCGUUGUCGAUGACAGCAAUAACAUUGUCACGUACACGAAUAUAAAUGCAGAUGCUGUCAGAGUGAAUGGAUCGUGAUAAUCGUUUGUACAUUGCGGUCAAUUCAAGAUAAGUGUCGUUUUGCUCGAAUUUUUUUCCAUUCUAAUGGUAAAGUAAAAUGGUUAUGGGAAUUUAUAACCAAAUAUAACUCAGAAUGAGUUGGUCAAUUCGGAGGAUUUAUUCACUCGAAUAAGUGCGACUUGGAAUAACAACGUGCUAUAUCCUAUGAAACGUUUUAUACGCGUCGAAUAUUACUCGGCCACGUAUCCGCUGGUUUCGCUCAAAUUUCCUAUUCGUUUUAUCUUAAUCCUAAAAUGAGACAAUGUCUCAAAUAUAUCGAAUUGUAUUCAAUUCCGUUCGUAUCGUUGACGUCCAAACGUUUCGUAUGCGAACAGUCGGUCUUUUUGCAUAUUUGCAAUUAUCGAUGAACGAAAACAGAUGGAAUGGAGUUAAAUAGCUUUAAACUGCCAUUUUAAUGUACAUAUAUAAAUUUUUAUACUCAAAAGUUUGUCUUAAAUAUGCUCAUUAUGGCAGAUCGUUUUGAAAUGUGCGAAUUUUACGACUUUAUGUAUUCAAUACGAUAGAAGCAAAAUUGUUAUUUAAUGUAGAAUUAAUAUAGUCGAUAGUGAGUAGUAGGCGUGAAGAGAGUAUAGUAUAACUUUAUAAUCUUUUUGUUUUAAAUAACAUAUUUAUUGAAUACAACUAUUGUAGGUACAAGUUUCUUUCUAUUAUCGCGACGAGAUGUUAUUAAAGAUCAACGAAUGAUAUUAUCGCGUCGUGCAUGCACACAUACACACACACACACACACACACACACACACACACACAGUAUAUACAGUUUACAAAUUAUAUUUUAGACCGUGUAGAAUUAAUAGCGCAUUCUCGUAGACCAACAUUCAGAUAUUUAUAUCAAAUGAUCGCAUGUAGUCAGUGUAAUGUUGUUAUGAUAACGUUGCUUAUCGAUAAUUUAUCCAAUAGUUAUGAAACUCUCGCCAGCAUUGCAGGUCUCUGAUAAUAUCUCGUUGCUAUUUGUUGUACAAAUUCCGCAUUUGGUGAUAAUUAGCGAUAUGGAAAAUUCAAUUAAUAUGAAAAAUUGUUAAGUUUUCUACAUAGAUUUAAUGGAAUAUAAAAAUGUACAUGUACAAUAUUGUCAAAGAAGUAAGUUUGAAUGUAUGGAAUCUCUCUCAUAAAAUUUAUGAUUAUGCGCUGGUUGACUCACAAAUGAAACGCCGUCCAGAAUUGACAGGAUACAGAUUAAAUCGUAAAAUAAAAUAUAAAAUCUGUAUCUCGUUAUAGAGUAAAUUCACACAGAACUAUAACGUAAUUAUAAAUAUAAAAUCUGUAUCUCGUUAUAGAGUAAAUUCACACAGAACUAUAACGUAAUUAUAAAUAUAAAAUCUGUA
Odontomachus brunneus is the source of this 10292-nucleotide messenger RNA. It is a transcript of the gene sev, whose product is annotated as proto-oncogene tyrosine-protein kinase ROS. The coding region runs from base 1066 to 8928 and encodes 2620 amino acids. The record is from RefSeq and is a predicted model, not a curated record. Gene Ontology annotation, molecular function: ATP binding; transmembrane receptor protein tyrosine kinase activity; protein binding. Gene Ontology annotation, biological process: multicellular organism development; regulation of TOR signaling; cell surface receptor protein tyrosine kinase signaling pathway. The transcript is spliced from 21 exons. Gene Ontology annotation, cellular component: signaling receptor complex; membrane. NCBI's taxonomy places the organism in Eukaryota, Metazoa, Arthropoda, Insecta, Hymenoptera, Formicidae.